Messenger RNA from Penicillium argentinense, 582 nucleotides. RefSeq lists its product as uncharacterized. Lineage: Eukaryota; Fungi; Ascomycota; Eurotiomycetes; Eurotiales; Aspergillaceae. The record is from RefSeq and is a predicted model, not a curated record. The coding region runs from base 1 to 582 and encodes 193 amino acids. The transcript has 3 exons.
AUGUCGCAAUACGGUCCUACCUCCAUGGAACAGCGGCCCCAGCCCUACGCUCACCAGAGUCAACCACAAGGCCAAUAUCACCAGCCGCCGCCUUCAUCUGCCCCACCAGAGUACAACCAGCAGGCCUAUCCUCCCCACCAUGACCAUCAGGCGCAAGGCCAGUACUAUAAUGGCCCUGCCUACGAUCAACAAACCGGACAGAACUUAAACCCGCCUCAACAGCAAUAUCAGCAGACUGGAGCCAAUCUUUCAUAUUACAACGGGGAGCAAUUCUCAGACCCGAACGAUCGCAAUGCACCCGAAGGCGAAAAGGGUCUUGGCUCGACCGUUUUCGGAGGAGCCGCUGGUGGAUUUAUGGGUCAUAAGGUGGGAGGUGGAUGGGGCACCGCCGCAGGUCCCGCUCUUGGGGCUAUGGGCAUGAACAUGGCAACUCAUAAGAUGAAACAACAAAAUACUUCACCCACACAGCAAUAUGUAGCUGCGCCUGUUGCCGGUAAUAACGGCUUGGGUAUGGGCCUGCUUGGACGUCGUGGAGGCCUAGGUAUCGCCAACCGCCGACUUGCCCGCAGGGGAUUGAUCUAG